AAAAUCUAAAAUCUAUUUCAGAUAUUCAAAGAUCAAUUGAAGUUCAAAAACAUUUAUAAUUGUAUAACCAGCUGACGCGCAAUAUGAGAAAAGAAAACCUACUCCUCGGCCUUGUCGUCUUCAUUACUGUCGGCCAGGCGUACUCUCUACCCCAAGGUUCUGGAUUAGUUCGGGGAAAUGAAGAUGUGGAUUUCUACAAAAGAGAUACAAGGUCACCACUCUACGCUCUUCCACUCUUCUGGCAGACUUACAAUCACCAACCAAGCAAAGUCAAAUUUUCUCGGGUUCGGCGAAUUCCUUAUCAUUACCCUGGGUUUUGGUAUAACUUUCUUCCUAAAAUGGGGGGAACAGAUUACAGAAAGCUAAGAUCUGUGUCCUGGCAAAAAAAGAGAGGAAAUGAAGCUGAAGCUAUGGAUCUCACUCCAGUCAUCAACACCUAUCAGAAUGGUGAACCAUGGACUGACAUCGAAGAUGAAAACAAGCCGAAUGAUUACGAAUACAGGAA
Eurytemora carolleeae is the source of this 505-nucleotide messenger RNA. RefSeq lists its product as uncharacterized. Lineage: Eukaryota; Metazoa; Arthropoda; Copepoda; Calanoida; Temoridae. The record is from RefSeq and is a predicted model, not a curated record.